This is a messenger RNA of Sebastes umbrosus (honeycomb rockfish), 2075 nucleotides long. Its product is annotated as prostate stem cell antigen-like. The record is from RefSeq and is a predicted model, not a curated record. Lineage: Eukaryota; Metazoa; Chordata; Actinopteri; Perciformes; Sebastidae. The coding region runs from base 179 to 562 and encodes 127 amino acids. The transcript has 3 exons.
GACAAAACUGACAAUACAAACUACAUUUGAGAAGGUGCCAUUUUAUCAGCGGAAGAAAAAGACGUAUCUGAUCAGCAGUUAGUUUGAUCAGAGAGCUGUAACGUCCCAAGAGAGGGAGAUUUGGACGUUCUUGAAUUGUUAACUGAAAACCAUUUGAGGACUUCUUACUGGAAGCAUCAUGUCUCGUUCACAGGUUAUGAUUGUACUCCUGUAUUGUCUACCUCUGGCAGCCUGUUUGACCUGUUACACCUGUCUAUUCCCGGCCAUCUCUCCUAUGGACUGCUUUAAGUUUCCUCAGGAAUGUCCAGCCGGGCAGCGCUGCCUGUCCAGUAUUGCUACGGGAAGACGGGGCGCUCUACAAGUGACGAUGUACGAGAAGAGCUGUGCAGUCCCGUCCCAGUGUGGUGUGAGUGGACAGAAAUACGCCACGGGGCUCUUCUUCAACUACACCAACAUCUGCUGUGAUACAAACCUGUGUAACGGAGCCGGGUCCUUUGCUGCCCUCAGCUGGGGACGAGCGGCUCUCUGCCUGCUGCCGGCACUCACUCUCCUGCUGGCCUGAACAUCAGAGGUGGUGGUGGUCGGGGUCUGAAUGGGGUCACGCUUAAUACAGAAUAUCCAAGAUCUGGAAAGACCUGGAAAAGAUGUACACUCACAGGCACUUGAGCAUGCAUUUGUAAACAACAGGGUUUUUAAAAAUUCGUUUUUAAUAAAGAAUUAACAGGAAACUUGGUGUAUUAGUGAUGCACAGAAGCCCAUAUUAUCUGAUAUUUUCUUACCCAUAGUAUCUACUUACCUUCUUAAAAAGGUAAGUCUAAAAAUGUAAUAAAAAUAAUACAAAAUGUUUGACAGUUGUGUAAAGCAGCAUACAAAAACAAUUACAAAAACACAAAUAUCACAAUAUAUUGUCCGUAAAAAUAAACGACUGACAUCAAAAUAUAUGCAGUUGACAAAACAAUCCAUGUUGGUGUGAAAGUUCAAAGUUCAUUCUUCACAUUGGGAACAGAAGCUGACCAGUCUCACUUCAGUUUAGUAGCUGUUCUGGAGCUUUCUAUCACAUGAUCUUCAUCACGAGAUAAGAAUUUGCUCAUUUCAGGUGAUCACAUUUCAAAGGAUUUCCAUUAAAAAAAGUUGUUUAAUAGUUCAUUCCUGACUUUGGAAACAGCAGCUGACAAAACAAUCUGCACCUCAAGGUCCAUUUAGUGGCUGUUCUGGAGCUUUCAGUCAUAUCACAAGAUCUUCAUCAACAAAUUAGUAAAUGUUCAAGACUUCUCCUCAGCCAAUGAUGUCUUGAAAGUUUAAGUUUAAAUGUUCAUAUUUGAAACAUUUUGUAAACAGAUUGCAGAUGAAGAUCAUGUGAUAUGUUAGAAAGCUCCAGAACAGCUACUAAAUUGAAGUGAAACUGGUUUGUCAACUUCUGUUUUUAAUGUCAAUAAUGAACUUCGACACCAACAUGGAUGAGAAAUCCUUAAAAUACUCAGAAAAAAAUGGAAAUUUGAACAUCCAUAUUUCCAUGUCAACUGGGCGAAAGCUCCAGAAGAGAUACUAAAUAGAUCUUGAGGUUAGAAACUCAAAACACAUACCAUUUUUUUUUAAACAACACCCUUAGUUGGACCAUGCAUCAGUGCAUCUCCAAAUGACCAUAAUGACGACCCAAUAAUUAUGCUAAUGAAACUUAAUCAUUAAUAAAUUACACUAAAGAGAUGCCUUCUUUUUAUGUGUAUUUGCUUUGUAUGUACACAUUAUUUUUUGAAUUACCGUACUGACAUCAUGUUUACAAUCAUUAGAGCUUUAAGCGUACCACUUAAACAGACUAGAAAUGUUGUUUGCACCUUUUUUGUACGCUUUCUUCUUGACCAUCUCCAUGUUGUUGUUAUCCUCCAUAAUGGUUCAAACGUAAAUAAAACACAUUUGUCACUGGUUGAUUUAUUACCAAGAUAUUUCUUUAUUGGGAUAUUAAUAAAUGCGUCUUUGUAAGGGCUUCAAAAGUACAAAAUACAAUUUUUAGCUGUGCUAUUAGUUUGACUGUCUUCAUUGUUUAUUUUAAAUCUACUGGUUUAGUGUACAAACCACCG